This is a messenger RNA of Bactrocera tryoni, 743 nucleotides long. It is a transcript of the gene Ilp3, whose product is annotated as probable insulin-like peptide 1. Gene Ontology annotation, cellular component: extracellular region. Bases 75 to 440 code for a protein of 121 amino acids. Gene Ontology annotation, molecular function: hormone activity. The transcript is spliced from 2 exons. The record is from RefSeq and is a predicted model, not a curated record. Lineage: Eukaryota; Metazoa; Arthropoda; Insecta; Diptera; Tephritidae.
CUUCACUAGUCCGCUCCACCACAAAAGCAGCUUUUUAGGUUUUGAGACUUAUUUGAGAACACACCACCGCCAUUAUGAUACCGAAGAACUUCUUAAAACUCUGCUCCGUGCUGAUUGUUAUGGCAGCGUUGUUGCCACAAGGUCAAAGCCAACGCACCGUUUGUGGACCGGCCUUGGACGCUGUGCUCAGCACCAUUUGCGUCCAUGGCUUCAAUUCAAAGUUCAAGAAAUCAGUGGAGUGGGAUGAUCUGGGAAACAAUGAAGUGGACUACGAGCUGCCAUUCCCCUAUGCCAACUCGCCAUUCUUGGCCAAGAUUCACGGCGCCCAAUUUGAUACUUUAGCCAAGACUCGUCGCCACCGAGACACCGGUGUUUAUGAUGAAUGUUGCAGCAAGGCCUGCAGCUACAACGAGAUUCUUUCGUAUUGCAACACAUUUUAAAACUGCAACGCCUAGUAUAGUAUUCAGCCCACAACAUGAUAUUAGUUACUCGCUUUUAAUUAAAUAUUUGUAAUGCCGAUGCUUACUAAAAUCACUAUGAAUAAUCAAAAACUCGAAUAAAAAGACAUGAGGUAUAAUGCGCUGGGCUUAUUUUAAGUAUAAAUGGUAAACGGAUAUAUAUUUUUACUCGAUAGUUAUCCAGUGUCACGGGCUUUGCUUGGACAAAAGCUUGAAUUUGAUAUUUAAAUAAAUGCAGCAAACUAUUUGACAUUCCAAAGAAAGGUUUUCAAAAAUAAACAAAUA